This is a messenger RNA of Mycena citricolor, 501 nucleotides long. NCBI's taxonomy places the organism in Eukaryota, Fungi, Basidiomycota, Agaricomycetes, Agaricales, Mycenaceae. The record is from the annotation of a GenBank genome assembly.
AUGGACAUCGAUUACCUCAUACGCAUCUCCGAGUAUCAGCCAGGCAAAUUCUUGGAUGAGUAUCAAGAGCUCUUGGCGUGCCUUCGUCAUUGUCCUGUCCACAUCACCACCAUUCACUAUGCCUUCUGCCGUGCAGGAAUCAAUGUGAAACGCAUUCAGCGAAUGGCUAUGGAGAGGGACCCCGUGUUGGAGGGACAUUUCAUUGCACGCAUUGCUGAGUAUCCAGCCCAUUAUCUGGUGGCUGUCGAUGAGAUGUCAAAGGAUGACAGGACAUACGCCAGACUUGGUGGCCGUGCCCCAAUUGGGCAGCGGGCAGAGAUGUACCAACCAUUUGUGCGGAAACAGCGCUAUACAGUGAUAGGUGCAAUGGCUUUAGAUGAGGGCAUGAUCGCUGCACGGGUGCUCGAGGGUUCUUCGGACCACCAAACUUUCUACGACUUCCUUGAGAAUGACCUGAUGCGUGGUGAUACAUUUAUUAGUGUCAUGCUCAUUCUUUCUUGA